GCUGCCGCCGGGGGUGGUGCCAGCAGCGCCGGCCCGACCCCCCACCUCGGGAUGUGCUGAGCAGGGGCAGCUUCCCUCGGGCCUCUCCGCGCCUCGCCCGCCGCCUGCCCGUUCCCCCCGCCGCCCCUCGCCUGCUCGGAACGGGUCGGGUCGCUCGCCGGUGGCGGAGGAUCCCGGUGAUAUAUAUUCCUGUUGAACGUCCUCGUGUGGGCACGGGGGAGGGAGGAGAAGCCGGGCGCCGUGGCCGCCUUGUGCCGACGGCGUGUCCGCGGGAGCCCGUGGGUGCCCCACACGGUCGCGCCGCCCUGCCUUGCUCGAGCUGUGUGAAGAAAGUCUUCAGCCAUGGAUGUGUUCAUGAAAGGACUUUCCAAGGCAAAGGAGGGAGUCGUAGCAGCAGCAGAAAAAACCAAGCAGGGUGUGGCAGAGGCGGCAGGAAAGACGAAAGAGGGAGUCCUCUAUGUGGGUUCCAGGACCAAGGAAGGAGUUGUUCAUGGUGUCACAACAGUGGCUGAGAAGACCAAAGAGCAAGUGUCUAAUGUUGGGGGAGCUGUGGUGACAGGAGUGACAGCAGUGGCCCAGAAGACAGUGGAAGGAGCAGGGAACAUCGCUGCAGCCACUGGCUUGGUGAAGAAGGAUCAGUUGGCCAAACAGAAUGAAGAAGGUUUCCUGCAGGAGGGAAUGGUGAAUAAUUCAGAUGUUCCUGUGGAUCCUGAGAACGAGGCUUACGAAAUGCCUCCAGAGGAAGAGUAUCAAGACUAUGAACCUGAAGCAUGAGAGUCCUUUCCUUCCUUUUAUCACCUGAAAUCUACUAACUACUAAAGACGUCCCAUCCUGUACAAGUGCUGAGUUCCAAUGUGCCCAGUCGUAAAAUUUUUUUACAGUUUUUACAGUGUAUUUUGAAGUCUUCCAUCAGCAAUGAUUGGAGUAUCUGUGACCGCAUCCACCUUGUUUCAGCAUUUCCCUCCUGCUGAAAUGAAACCGGUUGGCAGGGUCAUUGUUGUGCUGUGGAUAUUGUGGCUUCAAGUUUAAAAGUUAAAAAAAGAAAAUAUUAAGUAAAAACACCUAGGUGUCUAAUGCUUAUUUCUAAUUCUGUACAUGUUUUGUUGAUAGCCUGUCAGUAAUUUGAUAUUGUUUAUGAUACAGUUUUUAUUUGUUUCCUAUGACUAUUCUUUCUGUGCAGAGAUGACUUAUUGUGAGAGCUUUAUAUAUACGUGUAUGUAUUAUACAUAUAAAAAAAAAAGUAAUUGAGCAUGAACUAUGCACCUAUAAAUAUUAACUGUUGAAAUUUUAUUGUUUGGUGAUGUGUUUUAUUAACUUGUGUCUGUAAAUAAUGGUGUUCAACUGAAGCAAAUAAAACAUAACCCAUUAAAAA
Messenger RNA from Empidonax traillii (willow flycatcher), 1372 nucleotides. RefSeq names its product synuclein alpha (gene SNCA). NCBI's taxonomy places the organism in Eukaryota, Metazoa, Chordata, Aves, Passeriformes, Tyrannidae. Bases 343 to 774 code for a protein of 143 amino acids. Gene Ontology annotation, molecular function: cuprous ion binding. The record is from RefSeq and is a predicted model, not a curated record. Gene Ontology annotation, cellular component: cytoplasm; neuronal cell body; axon terminus. Gene Ontology annotation, biological process: regulation of dopamine secretion; chemical synaptic transmission; synapse organization. The transcript has 7 exons.